Molecule: messenger RNA, 2536 nt
Organism: Trichogramma pretiosum
Lineage: Eukaryota; Metazoa; Arthropoda; Insecta; Hymenoptera; Trichogrammatidae
Gene: Sec6
Product: exocyst complex component 3
Exons: 1
Coding region: 220-2466 (748 amino acids)
Biological process (GO): exocyst localization; exocytosis
Cellular component (GO): exocyst
Molecular function (GO): SNARE binding
Source: RefSeq, a predicted model, not a curated record
GUCACUAUGACAGUUAUUGGCUUGGCUUCUGCUGACUCUUAUGUUAUGCAGGCCUCGCUGUAAUAUUUAUUGAAUAAAUUCAGUUUCUAUAAGUUGAGUCGUAGCAACUAUAAUAUAUUCUAGUUUUUAGAUUCAUAACGAAAACUGGUUUUUAUACUAACUCAGGCGGAUGAAUUUUAAAUGGUACUAAAGUUUUGAAUAAAUUGAUUAUAUUUCGCAAUGUAUAACCUAAAGGAACUCGAAGAAAAUGCAAAAAGUGCAGCGACCAAGCAUGUCAUCAACAUGCUGCAGCGGCCAGGACAGCUGGAAAAAGUCGAGCAAUACAAACACAGAAUCGGUAGAAAGAAAGCCUCGGUGGAAACUAUGUUAAAGACGGCCAUGCAAAGUCAACUGGACGGUGUCAAAGUGGGCUUUGAUCAAUUGCAAAAUUCAUUGACAAGCAUUAAAAGCAUUGAGGAAGAUUUGGAUUCUUUUGAUUCAUUGUUCGACUCCAUACCAACUCUCAACAAUCAAUUGCAAUAUGUGCAAUCAGAAAAUAUGAAACACUCUCAGUAUGUUAUUGCGAAAGAAAAUUUGAAACACAUUUUCACAGUACCUGAAAGCAUAGAGAGAACAAAACAAUGGAUCAAUGAGAGUAAACUGCUACAUGCGCAUCAAAGUCUCAUGGAUCUUGAGAGUUCUAGAGAUGAUUUGAUGUAUGAACUCUACAGAUUGCCUAAUGAAAAGCCAGCAGAUAAAGUAAUGCUCAAAGCUUAUUUUGAAGAUGUUGAAGAACUGUCUCAUCGUCUAGAAAAACAAAUAAAAUUAAUUCUAAGUAGAACAUUAAAUACUGUCAGAAAAGAACCUACUAUAAUAGUUACUGUGUUGAGAAUAAUUGAAAGAGAAGAAAAGGCUGAUCAAUUUGCAUUACAGCGAUACAAGCAAAGUGGUGGUUUUAUGCCUCCAGGACGACCAAAAAAAUGGAAAGAAGUAGCCUUGGAAGUAAUUGAAAAAUCUGUUGUUGAGCGCAUUGAAGGUACUCACAUUGACCAAAGAAAUGAUAAUAAAAUGUGGUUGGUUAGAUAUUUGGAACUUACAAGAUUAAAUUUUCUGGAAGAUUUGCGUGUAAUUAAAACUCUAUGUGUUCCAUGCUUUCCACCAUCCUAUGAUAUUGAGAAUAAAUUUAUUACAAUGUAUCAUUCAAAUUUGUCGCAACACUUGAAAGAUAUUAUAAAUGAUGGAUUAGAAGGAAAUGAGUAUGUAUCAUUACUUUCAUGGAUUUUAAAUACCUAUCAAGGUGCAGACAUGAUGGGCCAUCCAGAUUUGAAAAUAAAUUUGAAAAGUAUUGGUUCAUUGAUUGAAACAGAAAUUGUUGAAGAACUGCAAGAAAAAUAUUUGAAAAAUAUGUUACUCAAUUAUGAAGAUUGGAUGAAAAGAACUUUGGAAACUGAAAAAAUUGAUUGGUGGGCGAAAGUAACUCCUGAAGCUAAUAUGCAUGAAAUCUAUUAUCACACCGCAGCUCCAGUUAUUAUUUUUCAAAUGAUAAGUCAAAAUCUUCAAGUUACCAAAACUGUUGGACCUACACUCACAUCCAAAGCUCUCAUAUUAAGCAUAGAACAAGUUAAUAAGUAUAGUUAUCUGUACCGUCAGGCUAUAAUGGAAUUCAAAAAUAAGCACUUUGAAGAUAGAAGUCAAUCACCCUACUUCACCCACCAUAUGAUCAAUGUAUUGAACAAUUGUUUGAAGUUUAUUGAAUUGUCUCAACAAAUUAAACAAUUAUAUUGGGUACCAUUUAAUAAUAAUGAUGCCACUGUUAAGUUUGAGGAACUUAUUGACAGUUAUCAAAAACUUCGCAAUGAAGCUGCAGAAAUCCUUUUACAAGAGUCAUUUUUAGAUUUGGAACUUCAUUUCCAUGAACUUUUAACUCAGAAAUGGUUGCUAUCGACUAAAGCUAUUGAUACAAUUUGUGUUACCUUAGAAGAUUAUUUCCAAGAUUACACUCACUUAAGUCCAAAAAAUUUUGACUAUGUAAUUUCUGAAGCUCGAAACUUGAUAGCAAAAAGAUACAUAACUUCAAUGUUACAACGUAAAAUAACAUUGAAAAGUUAUGAUGAAUGUCUUACUUGCAUCACAAAAAUAAUUUUUGAGGCAAAUCAACUCAUAGCUUUUUUUUCCAAAAUAGCACCAAAUAUGCAGUUAGAGUCAUUUGAAAUAAUAAAAAAAUUAGCAGAAGUAGUGAAAUGCAAGGAUCCAGAAAUGUUAUCAUUGGAUUUGCAUUCUUUGGUGGAAAGAUAUCCAGAUCUAUCAGAGGAUCAACUUGUCAGAUUACUUCAUUUGCGUGGUGAUAUACCAAGAAGCGAAGCAAAAGAAAAAGUAUCAUAUAUUAUGGAAACUCAUCAUAAUGGCCAGAAAUUACUAAAAUACGAUCAGCAAAGUAUAUUUAGGCAAAUUGUAUUCCAAGAUGGAUUUUUGAAUUGGAAAUCUUAAAAUUGUAAAUGAAUUGUUAUUGAAUAUAAGUUUUUUAUUAUAUAUUUAUACAUAAAAUUAUUAAUAAAAA